Messenger RNA from Brenthis ino (lesser marbled fritillary), 1527 nucleotides. The record is from the annotation of a GenBank genome assembly. Lineage: Eukaryota; Metazoa; Arthropoda; Insecta; Lepidoptera; Nymphalidae.
AUGAGUAAAUUCUUCCCCGUUCUUACUAGAAAACUAACCCAUAUUUGCAAUUUAAAACCUUAUAAAGAUACAAAGUGGUUGAUGCCGAAUGGGAAUCCAAUAGGAGUAUAUAUUUAUAAUUGUGUUGCUGAAGAACGAGUCCCUAUUAUAUUAAAUGAUCCUUCAAUUGCUACGUGGUAUUCAUGCGGUCCUACAGUAUACGACUCGGCGCAUAUAGGUCACGCUUGUUGUUACGUUAAACUGGACAUCAUACAGAGAAUAUUAAAGUCUUUCUUUAAUAUAAAACUCGUCACCGCCAUGGGAAUUACCGACAUUGAUGAUAAAAUUAUAAAACGCGGUAAUGAAACUAAAAGUGACUUCAGAAUGGUAGCUAAGAAAUAUGAGCAUGAGUUUUGGAUAGAUAUGGCUAGCUUAAAUAUUGAAAAACCCAUGAUCGUAACUCGAGUAUCUGACCAUAUUGAUACAAUCAGCAAUUUCGUAAAAGGCCUAAUAGAUUCUGGCAUUACUUAUAUAGCUAAAGAUGGCUCUGUAUAUUUUGACACUUCAAAAUAUCCCGCAUAUGGAAAAUUGCAAACUAUGCAAGAUAAUGGUGAUCCUAGUAAUGAAGCUAAGAGGAAUAAAAUGGAUUUCGCCUUAUGGAAGGGUUAUAAACCAAAUGAGCCUUCAUGGGAAACUACAUGGGGUAAAGGCAGACCAGGUUGGCAUAUAGAAUGUUCAGCGAUGGUUAGUAAAGUGUUUGGUUCUCAAUUAGAUUUCCACGCAGGUGGGAUUGACUUACAAUUUCCACAUCAUGAAAAUGAAGAAGCUCAGUCUUGUGCCUUUCAUAACACAAGGCAGUGGGCUAACUAUUGGAUUCAUGUUGGUCAUUUAAAACUUAAGGAAACAAAAAUGUCUAAGUCACUUCAAAAUACAAUAUUAAUACCAGAUGUAAUACAAAUAUACAGUUCUGAUAUUUUUAGAAUGGCAUGUCUUAUGUCGAACUAUAGAUAUUCAAUGGAGUAUAGCGAUAAAGUAAUGAUUAAUGCACAAGAUGUCCUCAACAAAUUUAGAUUCUUCUUAAAAGAUGUUGAGACUUAUGUGAAUAAUAGUAAUGCUAGUAGUGGAGAUUAUAAUAAUCAGUUACUAAGUGAAUUACAAAACGUAGAAGAGAGUAACUUAGAGGCGUUAAGAAAUGAUUUUGACACAGCAUCUUGUAUAAAUUCUCUUUUAAAUUUAAUUAGAAUAACUAAUAAGUUGAUGAAGGCUGAUACAUCUGAUUACUAUCCGGUCCCAGUUAUAUUAAUCGCAGAAUACUUAGUACAAAUUUUAACAAAGUUUGGUUUAAAAUUAACCGAGUCAGCUCAUAAUAAAACUUCAAACUCCUUUUUAGAUAUUUUAGUUGAAUUUAGACAUACUGUCCGGGCAAAUGCAUUAGAAAGAAAAGACAAAGAAAUAUUAAGUGCAUGUGAUGUAAUGAGAGACAAAAUGAAGUCCAUGAAAAUACAAAUAAAUGAUAGUAAUGACAACUCAUCUUGGGUGCAUAUAAAA